Messenger RNA from Caenorhabditis auriculariae, 2362 nucleotides. Lineage: Eukaryota; Metazoa; Nematoda; Chromadorea; Rhabditida; Rhabditidae. The record is from the annotation of a GenBank genome assembly.
AUGGACUCGAGUAACUGCACGAACGGCACUUGCAGCAAGUGUCUCUACAGCAUCAAUAUAUCUCCGUUCAUCCUCGAUAUCAUCUCCAUUCUUAUUGGUUCGGGAAACACGAAAUUGUCUCGCUUCCCAAAACAUUAUGAACUCAAAAAUCUUGAGAAUUAAUAUGAAAAUUUCCAGCCUUUCUGAUUGGUUUAUGUGUAUUGGUUCAGUACAUUAGAGUCGAAAAAGACCGGAAAAAGGUGAGGCGACAAAAAAUGAUAAGCUCUCGAUCUCCUUGCAGAAUUAUUAUGCAAAAAUAGAUACGGUGCACCAAGAAAGUCAGCAAGAAAAAGACGACCGCGACGCUUACGCCUUCGGAGUCACUAAUGACACGGUCUUUUAAAGAAAAAAAUAUGUGAACUUUCAGCUUUUUCAGUAUUACAUACAGCAAAGUCCUUUGGCGGGCAGCACCAACUUUCGGAUUCUCCAGAAGAGAAAUCGACGCGCCCAGCCACUCCGGCUCACUCCUGUGUCGAAGUUUUCUCAAUUUGAGAGUUCGAGAUCGCAGUUGUUGCUAGGUCAGUCUCAAAACGUCAGAGCACCCAACGCAAGACGCCUGGAUUCUCUACAACCAUGUGCCACAUCCAAGUCAUCACUGACAAGACAAAUCGCGCUUUUGAGGUGAUUCCCCUUCCAGAAAUCCUUGAAUAACUAUCACUCCAGCUAGUCGACAUAAUCAAUUCCACAGAGCUUCCACCAAACUCCGGAACGGACGCCGAACGUGCCUAUUUCGCUUUGGAUUUGAUAAAAAAGCGGCUCGAGACUGUAAAAACUUGAUUCAGAAGCGAUUUCCUUUCAAAAAAGCAUUUAGAUGACCGAAGAAAAGUUUGUCGUGCACGGACUUCUUGACGACGUCUGGCUAGUGCGUGGGGCGGACGAAAACUUUCCAGAAGCCAGCGAACUCCAUCUUAAGGUUUUUUUUUUCCUGAUGACCAGUAAUAUAGUACACAACACUAUCGGAACUUUCAAUGCAACUUUUAUACAGAAAAUAUGAGACUACGAUAUCCUACUGUAUUUUUAAAUUACUUUAGAACUUGUUCUGGCGACCAGGAAGGUCAGAGAAGAAGUUUGUAGUCAAUAUUUGCAGAAGCUUUAAUAAAAGUUGUACUUCGAAAAAAAAAUUAUGCGUAAAAAGGGACUCCAAUUAGAAAAAAAAACUCAUUUCAUGAAGCAAUGGUUCAACAGACUGACUUUUUUAAUCUUUGAAAAUUCACUCACAGAAUGAAUUUCAAACUAUUUUUUGAACUUGAACAUGAUUAUCUCUCUGAUAUUAGUUCAUGCCUCUGAUUAGUUUUGUGAACCGUCCAAGUAAGAUAGAAAUUUUCUUUUCCUUCACUUCAAAAGUUCACUUUUCAGCUCCGAAUCGAGAUGACGGCCCCGGUGCAAAUGCAAAUCACAGCCUUCUCGGUUCACGUCGAGGCCGAGGAGCCGACGCCUCUUUUCACACCGUAACUCAAAAGUUCAUGUUUUCUUUACUAAACCUCAAUUUCCAGAACAGCGUCAAUAGUUUCAAAAGAAGUCUCCAAAACUCCUAACACUUUGAUGGUUACAUUUGUUUCAAGACGAAUUCAAAUUUGCUUUAGCGGGCAAAAACUAUCGAAGAACUUCACGCCAAGACUUUCGACGACAACUUGAAUUUGAGAGAAAAGCUUUUGAACGCCGAGGACCGACAAAGGCUUAUCGGACUCACCAAAUUAGAAAAAUCCGCGACUCCGGUCAAAAUUUUUGGAGGAAAGACAACUUCCACUAUUACUGUGCGUCCUAGAAAACUUUUGGGCAGAAUUGAAAUUAUUUCAAAUUUUCCAUUCGAUCAAUGAGACGGUUCAGAAGAAAUCUAAAAAGAAACGAACUUUUUCCGAAGCGCCGACUCAGCAAACGACUCAGCCGCAACCAAACCCUCUCGUUCUUUCUGUUGAGGUUCACCUUUCAGGAAAUUCCUUCCGGGUUUUUACUCAUUUUAACAUUACAGAAGCCAAAUCUAAGUCCGAGAAUGUCUCGAGAAUCUACGAAAAAGCCCAUUCCGGAGCCUUUUUCGUUGCGUCCUAGUUUCCAAAACCACACUCCAGUGAACUAAAGUAGCAAGAAAAGAUUAUAAUUCUGAUUCUCAGAGAACCAGUGGUAAGACGCAACUUUCGACGACAAAACGUGCUGAUUCUCCUCAGCGCACAAAUAAAACGGAUCCUAGAAAAGUAAAAUCAGCCCAAAAUACAUUAACCACUGUUCUCAAUUUCAGAAUAACGCUAAGAAGACGUUGAAAAACGAAGCUUCGGAAAAAGAAAAGAGAAAAGAAAGUUCCUCGAAGGAGCCUGGUCUUCCUACCUGA